Molecule: messenger RNA, 597 nt
Organism: Mesocestoides corti
Lineage: Eukaryota; Metazoa; Platyhelminthes; Cestoda; Cyclophyllidea; Mesocestoididae
Source: the annotation of a GenBank genome assembly
AUGCCCUGCGUCAAGGCUCCAAGGGCUCAGCACUACGAAAUAGUUGGGGUUGGACUAUGUGAACCGGCUGGAGAGGCUGCUGAAAGUACCGAGAUGAUUGUAGCUUCCUUCGAUCCCUACUGUGGAUACCAGAAUUCGCUGGGACGAAUGAAGUCGCAGGAGCACUGCACGGCUCUGCUUAUGCGUGGCAAAUUUAACCCUGGGGAGUCAAAUCUGCGAUCAGGUCGAGCAGGCGCAGCAGCAGUACACACCGAGGAGAGCCUCGUCGUUCUAGGAGGAUUUGAACUUGAACGCGGUUGGUUUGGAAAAAGGGGUGCAAAUAUCCUUAAAACCAUCGAAAUUUUGAUCCCGAAGAAUCGCAAGGAUUUCCCACCGAUGCUGCAACCUCGAGCCUUCCAUUCGGCCAGCUGCGUUUCUCAAACAAUUAUUGUUGCCGGUGGAGGCGAAGGAGGACACUUUGACGUUGAAGCCUACGCGUUCACCAGUGGUCGACUGCUUGAUGGACAAUGGACCAAUGUCCGCAUUGCUUCGACAGUUGACAAAUUGCGCUACGAUUCAUUUUUAUUUGGUACGUACACGCAUCAACUUAUAAUGUGA